AUGUCAUGCGUCAGUGUUAUGAUUACUGUUGUCAUCGUUGUCCUCCCCGCCACCACUGCUUUCAGACCAAGGAUCCUGGAGGAGAAGGCCCUUCAGUGGUGGCAGCUGGUCCCUGUGCUCAUUGCUGUGGCUCAUUGUCUGGCCCUUGUUAACCAAGAAGAUUCUGAUCUCGACUCUGGCUGCCAGGACAGCCCACCCAGGCCCGCCAUGCUCUGCCACAAAAUUUCCGUGAGCAGCACAGACUCUGCCUUCAACCUCUACAGACAGUUGGCCUUAGACGCCCCGGGAGAGAACAUUCUAUUCUCCCCAGUGAGCUCUAUCUCUUCGGCCUUGGCCGUGCUUUCCCUCAAGGCCCCAGCAGCCAGCAGGACCCUGCUUCUGGAGGGCUUGGGGUCCAACCUUAACACGGUGCCUAAGGCUGAUAUCCAGGAGGGCUUCCAGGAUCUUUUGCUCAGGCUACCUGUGCAGGACCCCCAGCUCCUCCUGACCAUAGGCCACUGCAGCAGGUUCAGCAGCCUGGGCCCAUGCACCAUCCAGAACUUGGUGGUGGCCCCAAAGCACAUCGAUGAAUACCUAGGGAAGCAGACCCAUGGGAAGCUGGGGGCCCGGGUAAAGGACCUUGGGAAUGAAACCAUAAUGGUUCUGGUGAAUCACAUGCUCCUCAGAGGUAAGAAGGGGAUUGGGCAUCAGACUUCACGCUGCUUGGAGACUCAGCCUGCUUUCAGGAGCUCGUAUGUGCAGGACACACACGUCCUGUACUUCAGCCUGGAGGAAAGGAUGAUGCGCCAAGGGUUCCAGAGGAGACCUGCUGUCGAGCCUAAGAGAUUCUACGAGAGCUCAUCCCUGGCCACGAAGGCAGCUCCAGGCCUCUCCCAGCCCCUCAAGGCCCAGCCAGUGGCCGCUGCCUCCAGGAAGUCUUCCCUGACCUCACCAGCCUUCUUCAAUCCUUGCAGGCUCCUUCUGACCAGUACCAACCGAUCAUCCACUCCAGACCAGGCGCUGCACUUGGGACAGGACACGUAG
Messenger RNA from Galeopterus variegatus (Sunda flying lemur), 1023 nucleotides. RefSeq names its product serpin peptidase inhibitor, clade A (alpha-1 antiproteinase, antitrypsin), member 11 (gene SERPINA11). NCBI's taxonomy places the organism in Eukaryota, Metazoa, Chordata, Mammalia, Dermoptera, Cynocephalidae. The record is from RefSeq and is a predicted model, not a curated record.